UCUAUCCGGGGAGGGAAAAGGCGGCCAUUUUGCCGCCGCCGCCGCCGCCGGUGCCUCUGCUGCUGCUAGGCUGAAGCGGGCGACUGAGGAAGGACCGAGGUGGUGGUGGUGGCGGCGGGGGAGAAAAGGGCGAGCGAGCAAGCAAGAAAGAACCGCGCCAGGGAGAGGAGAGGGGAGAGCAGCAUAGAGGGCCGGCUCGCUCGGGAGCUGCGGCGGUCGACCCGGCAGGCGGGCUCCGGCUUGGCGGGCGCGCUCCCUCCUCUCCCCACCCUCCCGGCCGCUGUGGGGCGAUGGCGGAUAUUGACAAGCUCAACAUCGACAGCAUCAUCCAACGGCUGCUGGAGGUGAGAGGGUCAAAACCAGGUAAAAAUGUCCAGCUACAAGAGAAUGAAAUAAGAGGAUUGUGCUUGAAAUCACGAGAGAUCUUUCUCAGUCAGCCCAUUCUAUUAGAACUUGAAGCACCGCUUAAAAUCUGUGGUGACAUCCAUGGGCAGUACUAUGACUUACUUCGACUCUUUGAAUAUGGAGGUUUUCCACCAGAAAGCAACUAUCUAUUCCUUGGUGACUAUGUUGAUCGAGGGAAGCAGUCCUUAGAAACUAUCUGCCUUUUACUGGCCUACAAGAUAAAAUAUCCAGAGAAUUUUUUCCUCCUUAGAGGGAACCAUGAAUGUGCCAGUAUUAAUAGAAUUUAUGGCUUUUAUGAUGAAUGUAAAAGAAGAUACAACAUUAAGCUAUGGAAAACGUUUACAGACUGCUUUAAUUGUUUACCAAUUGCAGCCAUUGUGGAUGAGAAAAUAUUCUGCUGUCAUGGAGGCUUAUCACCUGACCUUCAAUCAAUGGAGCAAAUUCGACGAAUUAUGCGCCCCACUGAUGUGCCGGAUCAAGGCCUUCUUUGUGACUUGCUGUGGUCUGACCCUGACAAGGAUGUCCUGGGAUGGGGUGAAAAUGACAGAGGAGUCUCCUUCACGUUUGGUGCAGAAGUGGUUGCAAAGUUCCUCCAUAAACAUGACUUGGAUCUCAUAUGCAGAGCUCAUCAGGUGGUCGAAGAUGGAUAUGAGUUCUUUGCAAAAAGGCAGCUGGUGACUCUCUUUUCUGCCCCAAAUUACUGUGGAGAGUUCGACAAUGCAGGUGCUAUGAUGAGCGUGGAUGAGACUCUAAUGUGCUCCUUUCAGAUCUUGAAGCCUGCUGAGAAAAAGAAGCCCAAUGCCAGCCGACCCGUAACGCCACCCAGGGGUAUGAUUACAAAACAAGCAAAGAAAUAAUUAUUCUUGGCACUGCCUAGUUGGGACUUGUACUAUAGUAUAUAAUCUUCAUUUUUAAGAAAACAAAUGGUAAUGUGUAUCGGUCAGCUUGCUAAGGCUAGAAUAAUAUGUUUGUGUUUUGGGUUUUUUUUUCCUGUUUUGAUGGAUGGCAUUUGCUGGUUGUAACAGCAAAUGAUACUUUCUCCCUUCUCAAGAAGAGUUUUAAAGAAUUCUGUAUUCCUUUGGAGAGAGAGAAAUAAAAACCCUUCUCCUUGUUGGUGUUCCAACUGUACACUUCACAGCAACUUAUCCUGUCAUUCCGGGUAAUUGUACAACUGACUCUUUGAACCUGUACAGAUGCCUGCUCUUUCUUUCUUUUUAGGACCCAAGGAAGCACUAAAGUGCUCCCCGACUAUGAAACUUGUUACUGUCAAAUUACAUACUGUUUAUACAAACCACUGUGAAUGUCUUUUUUUAAUUUUAAUGUUUUUGUUUGUUUCAAAGGGAUUGCUUUUUUCUUGUCAUGUACACAAGUUGUGUUGCUCUCAACACUUUGAAACCCCCCUCGACUCUUACCAGGUUCACUGGUAUGAUGUAUAUUUUAAUUCAAGCACAUUUCCCUCCUGCAUACUUCAAAAAUGACAAUUAAAGCCAUUGUUUUAAAGGCUUGUAUCUCUUUUUGUGCAACCAAAGGGGGGAAACUUAGGAGAUGCAUCAGUGAUGGUUGUCAAGAUUUUAUCCUUGCAGAUGAACAGAUGACUUCUGCAGCAUUACUCUUUGCUAGUUCAUCAACUCAAGUGCAGGAUUAAAGCAUGUCCAUACUUUCUCCUGUGCUAUUUUAGCCAGUUUAGAAAGCUGUAUCAUGUGGAGAGCUGUUCCAGGGAUUAACAUUCAUUUAAGGAAAUCCUUGCAGCUGAGGACCUACUCCACACAGCUUCAAAAGCCAGCUACAACAGUAAAAGUUCUGUUCACCUGUUCCCAUGAAUCUCACACACUAUCUUUUUUUAAAAACAAAACUGUAUUCUUAUUUUGAACAGAUGACAGUGUACAAUACAAAUGUGAUAAAAAUGCUUAUUAAAUGAACAACUUGUUAAA
Hemicordylus capensis (graceful crag lizard) is the source of this 2336-nucleotide messenger RNA. It is a transcript of the gene PPP1CC, whose product is annotated as protein phosphatase 1 catalytic subunit gamma. NCBI's taxonomy places the organism in Eukaryota, Metazoa, Chordata, Lepidosauria, Squamata, Cordylidae. The coding region runs from base 291 to 1262 and encodes 323 amino acids. The record is from RefSeq and is a predicted model, not a curated record. Gene Ontology annotation, cellular component: cytoplasm; nucleus. Gene Ontology annotation, molecular function: protein serine/threonine phosphatase activity. The transcript is spliced from 7 exons.